AUGGAAGAUGAUAUAAAUAAUAAUAACAAGAGAGUCUCAAACGGGACAUCUCCAGAAACACCAUUAAAGAGAACAAAGCAAGAUGAAGAACAAACAACCUCGACAACUACAACUACAGUACCACAAGAACUUGUACAUCAACCAACAAUUGGCUUACAACAACAACAACCCCAACAACACGGUGAAUCAACUAUUCCACUAGUUACUGAACAGACAUCUACUACAUCGACUACUAGUAGUGUUGGUCAACCAGCUGCAUUACCAGGAUUGGUAGUACACAGUAAACCAAUGCCAAUGCAAACUGGUACUAGUACUAUCAGUACUACAAGUACUACAAGUACAACUAGUCCGACGAUUGCUACAUCGAUAUCAAAGAGUACCACUAUUGCAGGCAGCAAUAUUGUAUCUUCUCCUUCUUCCGAUCAACAACAGCAACAACAACAACAACAACAACAACACCAUCAGACUAGUGUCGUAUUGACUAGCAACUUCCAAUUGCCACCUAGCAACUGCACAUGGUUCAAGAUGUCGGAGAUACAUGAUAUUGAGCGUCUUCAAAUGUCCGAGUUCUUCAACGGCAGAACUCCCUCCAAGACACCAGAGGUAUACAAAGAGUAUCGUGACUUUAUGAUCAACACCUACCAACAAAACCCACACCAAUACCUUACCUUUACCGCUGUCAGACGUAAUCUGACUGGUGACUCGGGUGCCAUGCUCCGUCUGCACAGCUUCCUCGAUCACUGGGGUUUGAUCAACUUUUUCGUCAAUCCAGAGGGUGGUACAUGUAUCCCACCUCCAAAACCACAACAACCUCAACAUCAACAACAACAACAACAACCAACCCGUAUCCAAUCACCAUCUGAAUCUAAACCAACCGAGUCACCAUCAACAUCUGACAAUACUAGUAGUAGUAUACUAUCACCAAACAAACCAUCAUCUACUUCUACUUCCACUACUACUACGACUGCCAACAACGCUACUUCUACUUCAACUUCAUCAUCAUCAACAACUUUGACAAUUUCAAAAUCAACAAAUGGAACAUCAUUAGAUUUACGUAACAAUAUUUAUGGACAACCACAAGCACCACCAAAGAUAAUCGAACAAACUGUAAAUACCGAGCCACCCGAAGAGUGGACCGAUCAAGAAACCCUGUUGCUCCUCGAAGGCAUUGAUAUAUAUGGUGACAGUUGGGCAGACGUUGCCGAGCACGUCGGAACAAAGACCAAGGAGCAAUGUCUACUCCAUUUCCUCAGACUCCCAAUCGAAGACAGUUAUCUCGAGGACAACCUCAGCAACCCAAACAAGCGUGCCACCUCUGGCUCUGGUGCCGCCGAUCAAUAUUGGUCCGACUCUAAUGUCAUCCAAUCCCUCCUCGCCUUUCUCUCCAAAUCUGUCUCUCCCAACGUUGCCAACGCUGCCUCUAAAGCAGCCAUGGAAGCUCUCGUUAAAGAAGUUGGUAACGAUCAAACUUUAGCUAAUCUUGGUACUUUGGCUGCAACUUCUCUUGCUGCUACUAGUAUUAAAGCAAAGGCAACAUCAAAAAAUGAAGAAAAAGAAAUACAAUCAUUAAUAUUAAAAAUUAUUAAUUUACAAACAAAGAAAUUGGAAAUCAAACUUAAAUAUUAUUCAGAUUUGGAAGAUUGUCUUGAUAGAGAUAGAUUAAAUUUGGAAAAACAAAGACAAUCAUUAUUUGCAGAAAGAUUAAGUUUAUUAAAAGCAAAUCUUACCAAUCAAACACCAAUUCCAAUAGUACCAGUACCAAACAACCACAAUGUAGUAUUGGAAAAUAAUGGAAAUCAUACUAGUGAUAACAUGUCAAUCAACUAA
Messenger RNA from Cavenderia fasciculata, 1827 nucleotides. RefSeq names its product myb domain-containing protein. Gene Ontology annotation, cellular component: SWI/SNF complex. Lineage: Eukaryota; Evosea; Eumycetozoa; Acytosteliales; Cavenderiaceae. The transcript is spliced from 4 exons. The coding region runs from base 1 to 1827 and encodes 608 amino acids. Gene Ontology annotation, molecular function: protein binding. The record is from RefSeq and is a predicted model, not a curated record.